Molecule: messenger RNA, 2142 nt
Organism: Knipowitschia caucasica
Lineage: Eukaryota; Metazoa; Chordata; Actinopteri; Gobiiformes; Gobiidae
Source: the annotation of a GenBank genome assembly
AUGGCGAUCGCGCACGUCGCCACUGAAUAUGUCUUCAGUGACUUCUUACUGAAAGAUCCGACAGAGGGACAGAGUAAUAAAUACAAAGGUGUGCGCCUGGAGCUCGCUGUGGAUAAAAUAGUCACGUUUCUGUCCGUGGGGCUGCCUUUGUUUCUGAUCUCCCUCGCCUUUGCUCAGGAGGUGUCCGUGGGUACACAAAUCAGUUGCUUUGCUCCAACAAAUUUCUCCUGGAGACAAGCGUACUAUGUGGAUUCAUUUUGCUGGGCAGCAGUUCAGGAGCAAUCAGAGAACACCCCACUAUGGCUACAUAAGUUCUUCCCGUACAUCCUGCUCCUCUUUGCCGUCCUACUGUACAUCCCUGCUCUGUUUUGGAGGUUCACAGCUGCUCCACACCUUUCUUCAGACCUCACUUUCAUCAUGGAGGAGCUGGACCGUUUUUAUAACCGUUCAAUUCGUCUGGCCAAGAAUCUGGCUUCUUUAGACAGCAAGGAUGGGAAUGAGGACUCACAAAGUGCUUUGGACCUGGCAGAGGGCUGCUUCAAAUACCCAUUAGUUGAGCAUUACCUCAAGACCAAGCGCCUCUCUCGCAGCCUCGUGGUCAGAUACUUGGCCUGCCGCGGUCUCACUCUGCUGAUCCUGCUGUUCGCCUGCGUGUACCUCGGCUACUACAUCCUGCUGGCCUCCCUCACAGACGAGUUCCCCUGCGACCUGAGAAAAGGCGUGCUUCAGAACGACAGCUCCGUGCCAGUGGCGGUGCAGUGCAAGCUGGUGGCAGUGGGGGUGUUCAGGCUCCUCAGCUACAUCAACCUGGUGGUCUACGUUCUCCUGGUUCCUCUGGUGGUCUACGCCUCCGUCGGACCAGCGCGGCAGAGUUCGAGCUUCCUGCGGCCUUACGACAUGCUCCCGGGGUUUGGCUCUUUGGGAGAGGUCACCCCGGUUUACAAUGACCUCAGCAUGUAUCUUCUGUUUCUACAGGAGAAUCUGAGCCAACUGAAGUCGUACAAGUGCCUGCAGGUUCUAGAGUUGUUACAAGACUCGAGUGAGGAGGGUUUUGACGCCAUGUGCCUUUUGCAAACUCUGGGUCAAGUGAAGACAGAUGUGGUGGACUGCAAAAAGGGGACGUGCAUAGAGAUGGUGGAGCCAACGCACAAGUUUGCGUCGAUGGAAGAUGAGCUUUGCUUCUGGAAGGAGCAGGCAGAGAAACAACAUCAAAGGGCUGAAGAGGUGCAAGAGGAGCUGCAGGAGUUUCAGCAGAUGAGUCGAGACUAUGAGGCUGAGCUGGAGUCCGAGCUGAAGCAGUGUGAAGGGAGAAACAAAGAUCUCCUCCUGGACAACAACAGACUGCGCAUGGAGCUGGACAAUGUGAAGGAGAAAUUUGAGAACCACCACUCUGAAGCUUCGAGGCACAUUUCUACACUGGAAGAGAAUCUGCUGGAAACUACAACUAUGAGAGAUCAUCUACAGAAAUACAUCAGGGAACUUGAGCAGUCCAAUGAUGAUCUAGAAAGGACCAAAAGGGCAACUAUUAUGUCGCUUGAGGACUUUGAGCAGAGAAUGAACCAAGUAAUAGAGCGCAAUGCCUUCCUUGAAAGUGAGCUGGACGAGAAAGAAAACCUGCUGGAGUCAGUUCAGAGACUUAAGGAUGAAGCUCGAGACCUUCGUCAGGAGUUAGCAGUUCGACAGGUAGAGAGACGGCCGUCGAGCAGCUUAGGCAAAGACUCAGACCUGCAGGGCCCCUCUACUAUUAACCCUUCCCUCCCCACAACACCAGCUAAACCGAUUAGCACAUUCGACACGCCCCCUAUCUCCAGCAUCCGCCGAGGUGAUGGACUUACGGGCACUCCCCUGACAACUUCUACUCGAAUAUCUGCACUAAAUAUUGUUGGCGAACUAUUGAGAAAAGUUGGGAAUUUGGAGUCUAAGUUGGCAUCUUGUCGAGACUUUGUGUAUGACACGUCGGUCAGCCGACCAGCUCUCCUCGCUUCCAGCCCUGGUUUUGGAGUAGGCUCUGAUGUCCAAGUGAGCAGCUCCCCUCCGCAGUAUGACAGUGUAGUGAAGCACCUAGAGUUUGGUCCAGCUCCUCCUCGAGGACUCUCCCAUGGCACUCAGUCUCCACAGGGAGGAGUGAAGAUCUUGCUAUGA